AUGCUGAGGGUGGUCGUGGAGUCUGCCACAGGGCUACCCAAGAAGAGAGUUGGCAGUCCUGACCCUGUUGUGUCUGUGAUUUUUAGAGAAGAGAAGAAAAAAACAAAGUCCAUUGACAGUGAGCUGAAUCCCGUCUGGAAUGAGGUUCUUGAGUUUGAUCUAAAAAACCAGGCUCUGGACUCCGGCUCCCACCUCGAUGUGAUUGUGAAAGACUAUGAAACUAUUGGCAAAGAUAAAUUUUUAGGAUCUGCCAAAAUAUCUCUGAGAGACCUCGCCGCGGGUCAAGUGCGGUCACUGCCAUCCAAAAACGUGCCACUUCUCAGUGAAAGCGGGCAAAGCAUUGGAGCUACAAUCAACCUCAUUAUUGGCUACGACCCUCCGGCCAGCGCCACCAACCUCAAUGACCCUCAAGGAGGAGACGCAACAGUGGAUUCUGGAUCUGGUGGAGCCGAGGACUUGGAUGAGACGACACCAGAUGGAGAUGUCGCUGGUCCAGGAGCAGGAACUGUGGCCAACAGAGCCAACCUGCGGCAGCGACUGUCCAGGAGCGCCAAGAGUCGACACAGACUGGCCAAUAAACCACAGGACUUCCAGGUCCGUGUGCGGAUCAUUGAGGCUCGCCAGCUCCCGGGAAACAACGUCAAACCUGUGGUGAAGGUGAGCGUGUGCGGGCAAACGCACAGGACCAGGAUCAAGAGAGGAAACAACCCCUUCUAUGACGAGCUGAUGUUCUAUAACGUGCACAUGCUGCCGUCAGAGCUGUUGGAACAAAACAUCAGCUUCAGGGUGUAUAACUCGUACUCACUUCGAGCAGACAGCCUCAUGGGAGAGUUUCAGCUGGACAUUGGUUAUUUGUACGAUGAACCUGCUCAUUGUGUCAUGAGAAAGUGGCUGCUCCUGAAUGACCCAGAGGAGUCCAGUUCUGGAGCUAAAGGCUACCUCAAGGUCUCCCUGUUUGUUGUGGGUGUAGGAGAUGAACCGCCGGUGGAAAACAGAGAAUCCAACGAUGAUCAGGACGACAUUGAGAAUAACCUGCUUCUGCCCGCGGGCGUCACUCAGCGAUGGGCCACUCUGUCCCUGAAGGUUUACAGAGCCGAAGACAUCCCACAGAUGGACGAUGCCUUUGUUCAGUCAAUGAAGGAAUUCUUUGGUGGAGACGAAAACAAGAAGAAUCUGGUAGAUCCUUUCUUAGAGGCGCGCUUUGCUGGUAAAAAGAUAUGUACACAGAUCAUGGAGAAGAAUGCAAACCCUGAGUGGAACCAAGUUCUUAACCUUCAAGUCAAGUUUCCGUCGAUGUGUGAGCGCAUCAGACUAACAGUGUUUGACUGGGAUCGUUUAACUGGAAAUGACGCCGUUGGAACAACCUAUCUGAACUUGGCCAAGAUCGCCUCCUCUGGCGGAGAAAUUGAAGAGGAACAUGCAGGAAAAGAGGAUAUACCGUCAUAUGAAGCACAUACAGGCGAGUCGGAGGUGGGGUUCCUCCCAGUCUUUGGACCGUGCUAUGUAAACCUGUAUGGAAGCCCCAGAGAGUUCAGCGGCCUGCCAGACCCCUACGAGGAUCUCAAUCAUGGAAAGGGAGAAGGAGUUGCCUACAGAGGAAGAGUCCUCGUCGAGCUGUCCACCAAACUGGAAGGAAAAUCCGAAAACAUUGUAGAGGACGUCCCCAAUGAUGACCUCCUGGUGGUGCAGAAAUACCAGAGACGGAGAAAGUAUUGCCUGUGUGCCGUUUUCCACAGUGCAUCCAUGUUGCAAGAACCCGGGGAGCCCAUUCAGUUCGAGGUCAGCAUCGGAAACUAUGGCAACAAGCUGGACACGACCUGCAAACCUCUGGCCUCCACCACGCAGUACAGCUGUGCCGUGUUCGAUGGUAACCAUUACUACUACCUGCCCUGGGCUGGGACCAAGCCUGUGGUUGUGGUGACUUCUUACUGGGAGGAUAUCAGCCACCGCAUGGACUCUGUCAACAUCAUCUUGUACAUUGCCAACCGCUUGCAAUCCAACUUGGAGACAUUUAAAGUUGCUAUACAGGCAAAAGUCAAUGACAACCAACUUGUGGAGGUGUGGCUCCAGUUGCUCGACCAGCUGGUUGAAGACUUAGAAAGUUUAGCAAUGCCAGAGCUUGAAGGUCGCUCCAACCUCACUUCUUUAGACAUUCAGCUGAAGAAGCUGCGAGACAGUGCUUUAGCUGCAAUGACACAAGGAGCCAGACAGAUGAGAGAGGCGGCCACGGAGAUCAGGGACACACUGAGCGACCUGGAGUCCUGGCUGGAGAAGCUCCGCCAGCUGGCAGAGGAGCCCCAGAACAGCAUGCCCGACAUCAUCAUCUGGAUGUUGCGAGGGGAGAAGAGAGUCGCAUACAGUCGAAUUCCUGCUCAUCAGGUCCUUUUCUCCACGUACAAUGAGCAGGCGUGUGGGCAGCACUGUGGCAAAACUCAGACAGUAUUUCUACAGUAUCCCAUGGACAAAACCAAAGGCCUGAAGGUCCCAGUGCAGGUGCGGCUCAACAUGUGGAUGGGUCUGUCUGCACACGAGAAGAAGUUCAAUUCCUAUUCUGAGGGGACAUUCAGUGUGUUUGCAGAAAUGUAUGAAAAUCAAGCCAAAGUGUUUGGAAAAUGGGGGACCACAGGAUUGGUGGGACGCCAUAAAUACUCAGAUGUGACUGGAAAGCUGAAGCUCAAACAAGAGUACUUCAUGCCCCCUGGAGGAUGGGAAUGGGAAGAGGAAUGGUUUAUUGACCCAGAGAAAGCGCUCCUCACCGAGGCAGAUGCAGGCCACACAGAGUUCAUGGACGAGGUGUUUCAGAACGAGACUCGUUUCCCUGGUGGAGACUGGAAAGAUGCCUCUGAGCCAUACACUGAUGUGAACGGAGAGAAGAGCCGCGCUCCCGGAGAGUUUGAGUGUCCUCCUGGUUGGAUGUGGGAGGACGAGUGGACGGUGGAUGACAACAGAGCUGUUGAUGAUCUUGGCUGGGAGUAUGGGGUGACCAUCCCCCCAGAGGACAAACCGCGGUCGUGGGUCCCUGCUGAAAAGGUGUACCACGUUCAUCGCAGGAGGAGGUUGGUCCGACCCAGGAAGAGAGGGGCUCUGCCGGCAGGAGCAGCUGAGGAGAGACGGGAACGUGGCGAUCCUGAGGGCUGGGAAUUCUCCUCUCUGAUUGGGUGGAAGUUUCAUCGUAAAGAAAGAUCUUCUGAUACAUUCCGCCGCAGACGCUGGAGGAAGAAAAUGGCUCCAGAGGAUCGCCUUGGAGCAUCUGCCAUCUUUCAGCUGGAAGGAGCUUUGGGCAUUGAUACAGAGGACAAAGAAAAAGGAUCAAAGGCAGAUGCCACAAAGCUGUUUGGAGCAAACACACCAACAGUGUCCUGCUCCUUUGGCCGAUCACACAUGUACCACCUCCGCGUCUAUGUCUAUCAGGCAAGAAACAUGGCAUCUAUGGACAAAGACAGUUUCUCUGAUCCCUAUGCCCACGUCUCCUUCUUACAUCUAAGUAAGACAACAGAGAAGCUCCAAGCCACGUUGAACCCAACCUGGGAUCAAACUCUGAUUUUUAACGAUGUGGAAAUUUAUGGUGAACCUCAAAACAUUGCGUCCCGACCUCCAGAUGUUGUGGUGGAGUUCUAUGACCAUGACCAAGUGGGGAAAGAUGAGCUCUUGGGGCGCAGCGUGUGCCGCCCACUGGUCAAACUGAAUCCAGGAGUCGACCAAACACCCAAACUUUUGUGGCACCCCAUCUUCCAGAAGGGACAUCAGGCCGGAGAGGCACUGAUGGCAGCCGAGCUCAUCCUUAAAGACAAGGCCGGUGAGUCUGAUCUUCCAUUGGUUCCUCCAAAGAGAGCAGAGAACCUGUACAUGGUUCCUCAAGGCAUCCGGCCUGUCGUGCAGCUCACUGCUGUGGAGAUUUUGGCCUGGGGCUUAAGAAACAUGAAAACCUUCCAGCUGGCCUCCGUGUCCUCUCCCAGUCUGGUGGUGGAGUGUGGGGGACAGAGGGUGGAGUCAGUGGUCAUCAAAAACAUGAAGAAAAGUCCCAACUUCCCCAGUUCUGUGCUCUUCAUGAAAGUGCUCCUCCCGAAGGAUGAGAUGUACACGCCUCCAAUAGUGCUGAAGGUGAUCGACCACCGUCCCUUCGGCAGGAAGCCUGUGGUGGGCCAGUGCACCAUCAGCUCUCUGGAACAGUUCCGCUGUGACCCUUAUGUCAUCACUGCAGAGGGCGCCAUGUCCAACAAAAUGGCUUUGAUGGCGGCCGCUCCGUUCAAACAUAAACAUGUUUCCAUAAACAUGGAGGAUGAGACCAGGCCGCUGCUGGAGGCUCAGCUCGUUGAAAAGGAGAAAGAGACCGUCGACUGGUGGAGUAAGUUCUACGCCUCAGUGGGGGAACAGGAGAAGUGCGUUCCAUACAUAAAAAAAGGAUAUGACAAGCUCACGGUUUAUGACUGUGAACUGGAGGAUCAGUUCAAAGGCUUGACUGAUUUCUGCGACACGUUCAAACUGCUGCGAGGGAAGAACGAGGACGGAGACGACGACCCGACUGUGGUGGGAGAGUUCAAGGGCUCCUUCAAAGUGUACCCUCUGUCCGACGACCCCGGCGUGGCCCCUCCCCCUCGACAGUUCAGAGAGCUGCCGGACAGUGGGCCUCAGGAGUGUCUGGUCCGGAUCUAUAUCGUCCGAGCCAUUGAUCUACAACCCAAAGACAAUAAUGGCCGGUGUGAUCCAUACAUUAAGAUAGCGCUUCGGAAUAACACGAUCGAUGACAGGGAUCAUUAUUUGCCGAACACAACCAACCCCAUCUUUGGAAGGAUGUUUGAGAUGACAUGCUUCCUCCCUCAAGACAAGGAUCUAAAGAUCUCAGUGUACGACUACGACCUUCUGACCAGAGAUGAGAAAGUGGGGGAGACCGUGAUAGACCUGGAGAACCGCUUCCUGUCUCGAUACAACUCCUACUGUGGCCUGCCCCAGACCUACUGCAUCUCUGGCAUCAAUCAGUGGCGAGAUCAGAUGAAGCCGUCGCAGAUCCUGGAGAACCUGGCUCGAAUGAAAGGCCUGUCCAAACCUCGCAGCGAAGACAACGGAACAUCCAUGACCUUCAAUGGCAAAGAUUACACUUUAGCUCAGUUUGAGGGCACCAGAGAGCCCCACCAGCACCUGGGACCCCCGAGUGAGCGCCUCUGUCUGCAUGUGCUGCGGACACAGGGGCUGGUGCCUGAACACGUGGAGACCAGGACCCUGCUCAGCUCCUAUCAGCCCAAACUGUCACAGGGGAAGCUGCAGAUGUGGGUGGAUGUUUUCCCCAAAAGCCUCGGCGUUCCCGGACCUCCAUUUGACAUCACUCCACGAAAGCCCAAAAAGUUUUUCCUCCGCGCCGUCAUCUGGAACACCACAGACGUGACUUUGGACGAGACCAGUAUCACAGGAGAAAACAUGAGCGACAUCUACGUCAAAGGGUGGAUGCCUGGGAUGGAGGGAGAUAAGCAGAAGACAGAUGUACAUUAUCGGUCUCUAGACGGAGAUGGAAACUUUAACUGGCGUUUCGUGUUUGAGUUUGAAUACCUUCCUGCAGAACAGUUGUGUCUUGUGUCUAAAAAGGAGCACUUCUGGAGCCUGGAUAACACAGAGUUCAGGAUUCCUCCAAAGCUGAUCGUGCAGAUUUGGGAUAAUGAUAAAUUCUCUCUGGAUGAUUAUCUCGGCAGCCUGGAGCUGGAUCUGCGUAAUCUGGUUUCUCCUGCGAAAACUCCAGAGAAGUGCUCCCUGGACAUGAUGGACGUUGGAGACAUGAGCUCGAAGAAGCAGUCGAAGUGUCUGUUUGCUCAGAGGUCGGUCAGAGGCUGGUGGCCCUGCUCCAUGGAGCAGGAGGGCAAGAAGGUGGUGGGGGGCAAAGUGGAGAUGACGUUAGAGAUCGUGAGUGAAACGGAGGCGGAGGAGAGACCAGCGGGAAAAGGAAGAGAUGAACCCAACAUGAACCCAACACUUUCUCCUCCAAAUCGCCCGGACACGUCCUUCUUCUGGUUUACCAGUCCAUGCAAGACCAUGAAGUUCAUCGUGUGGCGCAGGUUCAAAUGGGUCUUCAUCGGACUGAUCCUCCUCAUCCUCGUGGUUCUAUUUGUGGCCAUCUUGUUGUACUCUUUACCAAACUACAUCUCAAUGAAGAUAGUGAAGCCUUUUCAGUGA
Molecule: messenger RNA, 6159 nt
Organism: Knipowitschia caucasica
Lineage: Eukaryota; Metazoa; Chordata; Actinopteri; Gobiiformes; Gobiidae
Source: the annotation of a GenBank genome assembly